Molecule: messenger RNA, 1236 nt
Organism: Venustampulla echinocandica
Lineage: Eukaryota; Fungi; Ascomycota; Leotiomycetes; Helotiales; Pleuroascaceae
Exons: 5
Coding region: 1-1236 (411 amino acids)
Biological process (GO): spliceosomal complex assembly; regulation of mRNA processing; protein phosphorylation
Molecular function (GO): protein kinase activity; ATP binding
Source: RefSeq, a predicted model, not a curated record
AUGUUGUCGUCGCUUCUGCGGUCUUUGCCCCAGCUCGGACGGAGCUGGAAACCGCUGAAUUUCUCCAACCCAAACUUCGUUCAUAUACCUGAAUCCCAUAAAAUCGAAGAAGAGACCCUCCCAGACUAUAUUGCUUCUCGGUAUUAUCCUACUCGAAUAGGAGAAGUCAUCAAGGAGCAAUAUCAAGUCGUAGGGAAAUUGGGAUUUGGAUCUACCUCAACUGCGUGGCUUGCACGGGAUAUGAAUGGUCGUCGUUAUGUUAUGCUCAAAAUAUUCGUCCAAGCUUCAUCUAUGGGCCAGCAAGUGGAUCACGAGCUCAAGAUGUACAGACGCAUGGAGCAAUCCCCGAAAGGCCAUCCCGGUCGUGAAGCCGUCAGAACGUUACUUGAUACGUUUUACAUCGAUGGACCUGAAGACAAGCACCGGUGCCUGGUGCAUCCCCCAUUAUGGGAGAGCGUUUUGACAUUCUUACGCCGCAACCCGGUAGAGAGGCUGCCUUCAGCAGUCAUGGCAUUCGUUCUUCAGCGCCUGUUUUUAGCAUUGGAUUAUCUGCAUACGGAGUGCCAGAUCAUACAUACUGAUAUAAAGGCCGAUAAUAUCAUGCUCGGCAUGAACGAUGAUUCGGUCUUUAGCGAUUUCGAAGAGAAGGAGCUUCAACGCCCUGUUCCGAGGAAGGAGGUAGACAUAGAUGGGAGAACAAUUUACAUGUCCCGGGAUCUCAGAAUACCUAAUGAUUUGGGUGCCCCAGUCCUAUGCGAUUUUGGUUCGGCCGUACUCGGUGACCAAUACCACUCGGAAUUCAUUCAACCUAAUAUCUACCGAGCACCGGAAGUGAUUCUAGGGGUUCCAUGGACGUACAGCGUCGAUAUAUGGAACGUGGGAUGCAUGAUUUGGGACAUUUACGAAGGCGGUUCUUUGUUCACCGGCCAAGACCCUGAAUUUCAGAAGUACCGAAGUCGAGCCCACCUCGCCGAUAUAAUCAAUCUUCUUGGCCCCCCGCCGCCUAGUCUUAUUGCCCAAGGGGAGCUAAAAGAAAAAUUCUUUUCAGGUGAUUUCCGCACUGAAAAUUUAUUAAAGGGCCAGGUUCCGCUUGAGGAACGGGAAACUACUCUCGAAGGAGAAGAGGAGAGAGAGGCUUUUUUACGUCUAAUGCGAAAAAUGCUACAGUGGGAGCCCGGCAAGCGUAGCUCCGCAAAGGAGCUAGGGGGGGACGAAUGGAUACUCAAGCAUUUAUAA